Trichoplax adhaerens is the source of this 1314-nucleotide messenger RNA. RefSeq lists its product as uncharacterized. The coding region runs from base 1 to 1314 and encodes 437 amino acids. Lineage: Eukaryota; Metazoa; Placozoa; Uniplacotomia; Trichoplacea; Trichoplacidae. The record is from RefSeq and is a predicted model, not a curated record. The transcript is spliced from 13 exons.
AUGGUAGCGAAAAUGAGCGAUUUAAAGUUCUUGACCAAGGUGAUCUUCAUACCUACUAUGCUGAUACUUGGUGUAAGUGGAGGUCAAACUUCCGAUUACUACAAUCAAAGUGUUAUCAGUACUGUCGCCUUUGGCAGCUGCAGCAAGAAUAGUUUACCACAAACAAUUUGGCAAAGUGUUAUUGGACAAAAGCCAGAUUUAUUCGUUUGGCUAGGUGAUGUGGUCUACGCGGAUCGCAGAAUUCUACCAUUUGUAUGGACUCGUAAUCCACCAGAAGUUGUAGAAGAUAUCUAUAUGCGCUUCUAUAACAAUACUGCAUACAAGAAAUUUCGAAACAGCGGUAUAAAAAUAGUUGGCGUUUGGGACGAUCAUGAUUAUGGUGAAAAUGGUGGUAAUAAGAAUUCCAAUAACAAAUUGCAAACACAACACGUAUUUUUAAAUUUUUUGGACGAACCACCAGAUAGCAAACGUCGCCAAAGAGAAGGCAUUUACGUCUCUUAUUAUUUUGGAACUGGUAACAAAACUGUGAAGCUAAUUUUACUUGAUACAAGAACGUUCUUUGAUCCUAUUAAUGAAGACAUACUUGGCAAUGAACAAUGGAAAUGGUUGAAAGAGCAACUAAGUGAAGACGCAGCUUUAACUAUAAUAGGCAGUAGCAUACAGGUUUUAACGGAUAUUCCCUUCGUCGAUAGAUGGAGAUUUUAUAAAAAAAGUUUUGAUAGAUUUCUAUGGUUAAUCAGAUCAAGACCAAGGGUCAUCUUGCUAAGCGGCGAUGUUCACUUUGGAGAAAUUUCAUGUCUCAACGAGUCAUGGAUUGGAUAUCCUAUAUUCGAUAUUACUUCCAGCGGACUAACGCAUACAUGUGAAACAACUCUUGUUCCAUUUAGCGUCUGCAGCUGGUCGUUAAAGAGAUAUGUCAUAUCUAAGUAUCGAGUCGGUGAUAUACAUCUAAAUCAAAAUUUCGGAUUGAUACGUCUGAAAUGGAAUGAACAAGCGACUGAAAUUUCAAUCGAAAUACAUGGAUUAGAUGGCCUAAGCUUGCAGCAAACAGUUAAAUUAAGCGACUUAGAUUCGAAAAGUACUCCAGCAAGCUGUCCAACAAGAGUAGCGAGGCCUACGAAUAAUAUGAAGUAUGCCGUUUACGCGUUUACUUUUUGCGCACUUGCCAUACCCUUGGUAUUAUUAGUACUUAUUAUCAGGUCAACUAAUAAAAUAUUUAAGAGAAUGUUUCCGCCUUCAGAACCCGCAAAUAACUGUUCUAAUCCUAUAGACAAAGCCGUUUAUCAUACGCAUAACAGAUUAAAAGCUGAAUAA